Molecule: messenger RNA, 1047 nt
Organism: Sphenostylis stenocarpa
Lineage: Eukaryota; Viridiplantae; Streptophyta; Magnoliopsida; Fabales; Fabaceae
Source: the annotation of a GenBank genome assembly
AUGCAUUAUGUUCAUGAGAGUGGUACCAUGCUUGGCGCCUCCAGACGCGUAGUUGGAUUCAUUCCUCGGAGGUUACUAUCAGUGCGCCAAGUGCAUGGAGAUGGGGAUGCCGAAGAGCUUUUACGGUUUCACAAGAGCAGAGGCCAACAUAUUCUCGUCAACCCUCGAAUUCUGGACACCAUUGUUCGCAAAUCCGCCAUAAAACCCACAGACACUAUCCUUGAAAUCGGACCCGGCACCGGCAACCUUACCCUCAGGCUUCUCGAAGCAGCGCACAAGGUUGUAGCCUUCGAAAUUGAUCACCGCAUGGUCCAGGUUCUCGAGAAGCGCGUUCUUCAACGUGGUUUCAUAAAUAAGCUCAGGGUUAUAGAAAGAGAUGCGAUGAAAGCCCCGUUCCCGCGGUUUGAUCUUGUUGUGGCCAACAUUCCUUAUCAGAUAUCUUCCCCUCUGAUGAUUAAACUGGUGUAUGGGCCGACACCGUUUCGGAGUGCCACGCUUCUGCUUCAGAAAGAAUUCGCUCGAAGGUUAAUGGCUAAUCCCGGUGACUCUGGGUCUAACCGGUUGUCGGUGAAUGUGAAGCUUCUGGCUGAUGUGGAGCUUGUGAUGGAUGUAAGCAAGAGGGACUUUCUCCCUUCCCCUAAAGUAGACUCUUCUGUGGUCAUAAUCCGCCCGAAGCCUCAGGUUCCCAAUGUGGAUCUUCGUGAGUGGAGAGCUUUCACCAUGGUUUGUUUUAAUAACAGGAACAAGACACUAGGGGCAUCGUUUAAGAACAAGAGGAGAGUUUUGGAGUUGCUCAAAAUCUCGAAUGAAUACAAUGAAUCUUCUCCCCACGAAGGUGAUGAUGCUCAAGAUGAAGGAGAGUUUACCUCGUUCAAGGAAAAGAUUAUUGGGGUGCUUAGAACGGGAGAGUUUGAAGAUAAAAGGCCUUCAAAACUUUCUUUUGAGGAGCUUCUGCAUUUGCUCUCUUUGUUCAAUCAAUCUGGCAUUUAUUUUGGACACCGUGAACAGCUCAAGAGGGAAGAUAAGUUUGAUGCUGAUGAUGAAUAG